AGCAUUUUGCUUAGUAAUUCACACGCACACUCGCAGUAAAUCGUGUUCCUCCCCGUUGCCUCCCCUCAGCAUUCGCCCUUCCUUCGUUACUCACUCUCCCCCUUUACAAGGAACCAGCUUUCUCAAUCCUCUGCUUCUCAAACAGAAACGCAGUAGAAGUCUCGCAACUCUCUCGUUAAAAUGACCGUUUUCCCGCUGCUCUACGUCCAAUGCAACCCCCUGCUGGAUGUGUCGGCGCCCGUCGAUGACCACUUCCUCGAGAAGUACCAGAUGCAGAAGUCCUCGGCGUCGCUGCUCGGCGAGCACCAGAAGACCAUCUUCGAGGACCUGGAAAAGCUGCCCCACGUCACGCACGUUCCGGGCGGCUCGGGCCUGAACACGGCCCGCGUGGCGCAGUGGAUCGCGCAGAAGCCGCACAGCGAGUUCACUAACUACGUGGGCUGCGCCGCGGAUGACCACUACGGCAACAUCCUCAAGACCGCGGCGGAGAAGGAUGGGGUGCACAUGCACCUCGAGUACACGACCAAGGCCCCGACGGGCUCGUGCGCCGUCUGCAUCUCCGGCAAGGAGCGGUCGCUGGUGGCGAACUUGUCGGCGGCGAACCUGCUCUCAUCUGAGCACAUGCACAGCGCCGACGUGCUUGAUACGCUGAAGAAGUGCAAGCUCUUCUACCUCACCGGCUUCACCCUUACCGUGGACGUGGACUACGUGCUGCAGGUCGCGGAGGCGGCGCGGGCGGCGAAUGGCCAGUUCAUGAUGAACCUCUCCGCGCCGUUUUUGCUGCAGUUUUUCUCCGAGAACUUUAUGCAGGUCGUACCGUACGUCGACGUCAUCUUCGGUAACGAAGACGAGGCGAAGGCGCUGGCCCAGCUCAUGAAGUGGGAGUACACAUCCACGACCGACAUCGCGCGGCGGGCGGCGACGGAGCUGCCGUACAACGGCUCGCACGACCGCCUCGUCGUGCUGACCCAUGGCAGCGCGCCGACCGUGUACUGGAACCGUAGCGGCAAGCACGGGCAGACCGACGUGAAGCCCAUCGCGCAGGACGCCAUAGUAGACCUGAACGGCGCGGGUGAUGCCUUUGUCGGCGGGUUUCUCGCCGCCUACGCUUUCGGCCGCGAGGUGGAGCGCUGCUGCGACGUGGGCAACUACGCCGCAGGUGUCAUCAUCCAGCACGACGGCUGCACCUACCCCGAGAAGCCGGAGAUGACUCCCUAA
This is a messenger RNA of Leptomonas pyrrhocoris, 1218 nucleotides long. Its product is annotated as putative adenosine kinase. Gene Ontology annotation, cellular component: cytosol; nucleus. Gene Ontology annotation, biological process: purine ribonucleoside salvage. The record is from RefSeq and is a predicted model, not a curated record. NCBI's taxonomy places the organism in Eukaryota, Euglenozoa, Kinetoplastea, Trypanosomatida, Trypanosomatidae. Bases 181 to 1218 code for a protein of 345 amino acids. The transcript has a single exon. Gene Ontology annotation, molecular function: adenosine kinase activity.